UUAGCACCAAUAUUUUGUAUUAUAAACGGUUUCAACUUCAAUCUUUUGUAUAGGUUGUUCUGCAGCAAUAGUGAGUUCACCAGCCAUUGUAGGUACAAGGAUGUCUUCCCAAAUCAAGAGAACCAAAUUGAAGUACAUUAGUGGAUUGAACUCAUUUGGAGGUCAAAAGACAAAUAACCAUGUUGCCUCAUUAGGCCUUCCUAUGUGCUCAUUGAAAACACCAUCACAUGAAGCCAAAGAUGUUAUCUUGUCAGGCCCUAAAGCUAACAAGCACUUUGUGCUAGUUCAUACGGGAUGUCAUGGAUCCUGGUCAUGGUAUAAGAUUAUAGAAUUGGUGAAAUCUUCAGGGAAUUACGUCACAGCUCUCGACUUGGGUGCAUCAGGAACCAAUGCGAAACAGGCUCUAGAAAUCCCAACUUUUUCUGAUUAUGUCAGUCCGUUAAUGAAGUUCAUGGCUUCACUUCCUGCAGAUAAAAAAGUAGUUCUUGUAGGCCAUAGCUUUGGUGGACUCGCCAUUUCUAAAGCCAUGGAAACCUUCCCAGAAAAGAUUUCAGCUGCUGUAUUUGUCACUGCUCUUAUGCCUAGUCCACCUCUCAAUGCAACCAUUGUCUACACUGAGUCAUGUGAUGCAGUAUUACCUGAACUGGAUAACCGCGUUACAUAUGACAAUGGACCUGAGAAUCCUCCAACCACCCUCGUCCUAGGUCCAAAGUUCAUGGCAACUAAUCUUUACCACCUGAGUCCAAUUAAGGAUUUGACGAUGGCCACUAAACUAGUAUGUCCACUAUAUUUAUAUCCCGUGGAAGAUAUUUCCAAGGAGAUAGUUCUUUCAAAAAAAAGGUAUGGAUCAAUUAGGCGAGUGUUCAUUGUUGCUGCGGAAAGUAAAGCUUUCAAGAAAGAAUUUCAACGAUGGAUGAUCGAAAAUAAUCCACCAGAUGAAGUGGAAGAGAUCUCAGGAUCUGAUCACAUGGUCAUGAUGUCUCGACCGCAACAACUUUUUAAUUCCCUUCUGCGCAUUGCCAAUUCAUAUGUUUGAUUCAUUAUAUGAUGAUUUCAGUUUUUCCAUAGAAGUCCUACUUAA
Capsicum annuum is the source of this 1081-nucleotide messenger RNA. Its product is annotated as methyl jasmonate esterase 1-like. Gene Ontology annotation, biological process: salicylic acid metabolic process; jasmonic acid metabolic process. NCBI's taxonomy places the organism in Eukaryota, Viridiplantae, Streptophyta, Magnoliopsida, Solanales, Solanaceae. The record is from RefSeq and is a predicted model, not a curated record. Bases 101 to 1036 code for a protein of 311 amino acids. Gene Ontology annotation, molecular function: methyl jasmonate esterase activity; methyl salicylate esterase activity; methyl indole-3-acetate esterase activity. The transcript is spliced from 4 exons.